Gilbertella persicaria is the source of this 3268-nucleotide messenger RNA. Its product is annotated as armadillo-type protein. The record is from RefSeq and is a predicted model, not a curated record. Gene Ontology annotation, molecular function: ATP hydrolysis activity; ATP binding; translation elongation factor activity. Bases 102 to 3266 code for a protein of 1054 amino acids. The transcript has a single exon. Lineage: Eukaryota; Fungi; Mucoromycota; Mucoromycetes; Mucorales; Choanephoraceae.
UCUUUUUCUCCUUUUUUUCCCCUCUCUAUUUCCUCUUAGUGGGACUCGACCUUUAUUUGUUUCGCUCUAUCCUCUCUCUUUAGAACAAAAUACAGUCAAAUAUGCCUGCAACCGCUGCUCAAAGCAACUCUAAGAGCGAUAUUCAAUCCAAGAAGAUGACUGCUGUUGUCUCUGGCUCUAGCGAAGUUGAGACCAAGAAAGCUAAGGAAAUCAUCACCAAGCUCUCAGCUGCUUCCGAUGCUGAUCGCGAGUCUGUCGCCGAAGAACUCGCUGCUUUUGUUAAAGCAAACGGCGUCCUUUCCCUUACUCAAUACAACAUUGUUGCCACUCUUGCCAAAGAGCUUGGUAACAAGAAGAAUGCAGGUGCUCGUCAAGGUGCUAUUGCCGCUCUUGUUGCUCUUUCCAACAACUCUCUUGAAGGUCAAGUUGAACCCUAUAUCUUGCCUCUCUUAACUACUUUGUUGGAAUUGCAAGCCGAUAAGCAAGCUGUUGUCAAGAAUGCUGCUCUUGCUGCAGCUCAGAACAUGCUUGUCAAGAUUAACCCCAAUGCUGUUCCUCUUACUGUUCCUUACAUUUUGGAAGGUCUCGGUAACUCCUGCAAGUGGCAGACUAAAAUGCUUGCUCUUGAGCUCUUGACUAGCUUAACCAAGUUGCAUCCCAAGCAAUUCUUUGUUGCUAUUCCUGAUGUUGUUCCUGUCGUCUCUGACUGUAUGUGGGACACUAAGGCCGAUGUCAAGAAGCAAGCUACUGAAACUAUGGGUGAUAUUUGUAAGCUCGUUGAAAACAAAGAUAUUGAACGUUUCAUUCCCGCCGUUAUUGGUUGUAUCAACCAUCCCGAAAAUGUUCCUGAAACCAUUCACUUGCUUGGUGCUACUACUUUUGUUCAAGAAGUUGACUCUUCCACCCUCUCUAUCAUGGUUCCUCUUUUGGGCCGUGGUUUGAAUGAACGUGCUACUCCUAUCAAGCGUAAGUCUGCCUUGAUCAUUGACAACAUGUCUAAGCUUGUCGAUGAUCCCGACGUUGCUGCUCCUUUCUUGCCUGUUCUUUUGCCUGCUCUUGAGCAUGUUCAAGAUAUUGUUGCUGAUCCUGAAUGUCGUGGUGUUGUUCAAAAGGCUCUUGCCACUCUUCAACGUCUCAAGAACCCUGGUACUGAAGUGUUCACAAAGGUUCAAAAGCAAGCCAAGGUUGAAUCUUCUAUCAAAGAACUUUUGCCUUCUGACAUUGAUUCUGGUUUUGAACCUAUCACCAAGUACAUGAACGACAUUGCUCUAAGUCUUUGUGUUGGCAAGAACUUCUUUAAAGAUGUCUGGAUUGCCGCUCUUUCUCCUUAUGCUAAGGCUUUCUAUGUCGAUGCUGAUGCUCAAAGUUUGGCCUUUUCUGCUUUGAACAAGUGUGAAGAAGCUGUGACUCCCAAGGAUCUUGAAGAAGAAGAAGACGAAGGCGAAGACCUUUGUAAUUGUGAGUUCUCUCUUGCUUAUGGUGCAAAGAUCUUGUUGAACAGAACUGCUCUCCGUCUUAAGCGUGGUCGUCGUUACGGUCUCUGUGGUGCCAACGGCUGUGGUAAAUCUACUCUCAUGCGUGCUAUUGCCAAUGAGCAAGUCGAAGGCUUCCCUCCUCGUUCUGAACUCAAGACUGUUUACGUCGAACACGAUAUUGAUGGCUCUGAAGCCGAUACUCCUCUCGUUGACUUCAUCCUUGCUUCCGAAGGUGUUGAGACUAAGGACCCUGAACAAGUCCGCAAGAUCCUUUUGGAAUACGGUUUCUCUGAAGCCAUGGUUACCAAGAUGGCUAUUGGUGAACUUUCUGGUGGUUGGAAGAUGAAGCUUGCUCUUGCUCGUGCCAUGUUGAUGAACGCCGAUAUCCUCUUGCUUGACGAACCUACCAACCACUUGGAUGUCGUUAACGUUGCCUGGUUGGAAAACUACCUCUUGGGUCUCAAGACUGUUACCUCCAUCAUUGUCUCUCACGAUUCUGGUUUCUUGGAUCAUGUCUGUUCCGAUAUCAUUCACUACGAACCCAACUAUAAGCUCAAGCGUUACAAGGGUAACUUGUCUGAAUUUGUCAAGAAGGUUCCUCGUGCUGCUUCUUACUACUCUCUCGAAGCCUCUCAAAUCUCUUUCAAGUUCCCUGAACCUGGUUUCCUCGAAGGUAUCAAGACCAAGGAACGCGCUAUCCUCAAAAUGAAGAAUGUUGACUUCCAAUACCCUGGAUCAGACCGUAAGCAACUCAUUGAUAUCUCCAUGCAAUGUUCUCUUGCUUCUCGUGUCGCUGUCAUUGGUCCUAACGGUGCUGGUAAGUCUACCUUGAUCAAGUUGUUGACUGGUGAAAUUGAAUCCGAAGUCGGUACCGUCUGGAAGCACCCUAACUUGCGUAUUGCCUACGUAGCUCAACACGCUUUCCAUCACAUCGAAAAGCAUUUGGAUUCUACCCCCAACGAAUACAUUCAAUGGCGUUACGCUACUGGUGAAGAUCGUGAAGAGCUUGAUAAGAACGACCGUAUGAAUGCUGAGUCUAACAAGAAGGUCAUGGAGCAAGUCUUUAUCAUCGAUGGUGAAAAGCGCGUUGUUGAAGAACUUGUGGGUCGUCGUAAGCUCAAGCAAUCUUACGAGUACGAGGUCUCUUGGGUUGGCCGUUCCUCUGUUGACAACACUUGGAUCUCUCGUCAAAAGCUUGAAGACAUGGGUUUCGGUAAGAAGAUUGCUGAAGUCGACUCUGCUGAAGCUGCCAAGAUGGGUCUCAACCGUCCUUUAACUGCCAAGGAGAUUGAGAAGCACUUGGCUGAAGUUGGUCUUGAACCCGAAUUUGCCACUCACUCUCGUAUCCGUGGUCUUUCCGGUGGUCAAAAGGUCAAGCUUGUUAUUGGUGCUGCCAUGUGGAACAAGCCUCACAUGUUGGUUCUUGACGAACCUACUAACUACUUGGAUCGAGAGUCUCUUGGUGCUUUGGCCAUGGCUAUCAAGGAAUUUGGUGGUGGUGUUGUCAUUGUUACUCACAACCGUGAAUUCACUGAAGCUCUCUGUAAUGAAGUCUGGAUGGUCGAUGCUGGUCGCUUAACUCCUUCCGGCCACAACUGGGUUUCUGGUAACGGUUCUACUGCUAUCAAGGAACAAGAACAAGAAGACAUGGUUGAUGCUCAAGGUAACACCAUCAAGGCUGUUGAAAAGAAAAAGAAGUUGACUUCUAAGGAACUUCGUAAGAAGAAGAAGGAGCGUAUGGAACGUCGUAAGCGUGGUGAAGAAGUCUACACUACUGACGAAGAAUUGUAAAC